Molecule: messenger RNA, 549 nt
Organism: Racocetra persica
Lineage: Eukaryota; Fungi; Glomeromycota; Glomeromycetes; Diversisporales; Gigasporaceae
Source: the annotation of a GenBank genome assembly
AUGCUGUAGAGAUACUCAAAAUUGUCUACGAACGAGACGAUAAUAAGACUACUUUAACCAAUCGACUUAAAAUAGGAUCGAACUUCAUCCCAAUAAAAGAAUAUAUUAAAAGUAAUAAUACAAUUGAGCCUUGGUAUUUCUAUGAGAAAUGUAACGAUUUCAACUUCAACGAAGGGUUCACCACAUUCAAAUGUCAACAUGGAACUUGCCCUAUCUGUUAUCAGGAAGCUUUACAUGAAUGCUGUGUUUCGUGUAAACAGAACAUAGAGUAUUGUAAAUGUAUCUAUCGAUGUGCGUUAGCCUAUCCAUCUACCUUCUCACUAGAUGGAAGUGUUGCAACAUGGGCAAAGUGUCCAUUUUAUUGUACCAAGUACAACGAAGAAACAUUUAACGAACAUUUGACAAGUUGCCAGGGUGUAAUAACAGAAAAACUCAAAAUCGUAUUCUUAAAGGUCGAGAAUGUUGUAAAAAAUGUGAUAGUAUACACAGUCCCUCAGACUCAUGUUCUUAUGAGUGGUGAUGUAGUAAGCUCUAAUAUAGAUAGAGAUA